Molecule: messenger RNA, 327 nt
Organism: Rhincodon typus (whale shark)
Lineage: Eukaryota; Metazoa; Chordata; Chondrichthyes; Orectolobiformes; Rhincodontidae
Product: POU domain, class 2, transcription factor 1-like
Exons: 2
Biological process (GO): regulation of transcription by RNA polymerase II
Molecular function (GO): RNA polymerase II cis-regulatory region sequence-specific DNA binding; DNA-binding transcription factor activity, RNA polymerase II-specific
Source: RefSeq, a predicted model, not a curated record
CCAGCAACACCGACACGCACAACGAUAGCAACAACUCCUAUCCAGUCGGUUCAGCAGAGCCAGUCGACACCAAAGCGCGUAGAUACUCCAAACAUAGAAGAACCUAGUGAUCUUGAGGAACUUGAACAGUUUGCCAAGACGUUUAAACAGAGACGUAUCAAACUCGGGUUCACUCAGGGUGAUGUAGGUCUUGCCAUGGGAAAACUCUAUGGAAAUGAUUUUAGCCAAACCACAAUCUCUCGUUUUGAAGCCUUGAACCUCAGCUUUAAGAACAUGUGCAAGCUCAAACCAUUGCUUGAAAAGUGGUUAAAUGAUGCAGGUUUGAAA